GUGUAAACCCCAGCAGGUGGCCUAGCAUCACUGCCCCACCCUUGCCCCUGGGGUGCCCUCUCCUGGAUGUCUGAACAAUGGGGUGCCUCUUGUUCUGCUUUAGAUCCCAAAUCCUGAUGAAACCUAAUGGAUCCCACGCUUCACAAAUGCCCAGAACUUGAAGCUGCCAAACCCCAACUCGAACCACAGGCCUCCUGUCUGUCUGCCACACCCGGGGCGGAGAGGAAAUUCCAUGUCCUUGUGGGUGUCACCGGGAGCGUGGCAGCCCUGAAGUUGCCUCUCCUGGUGUCAAAGCUUUUGGACGUCCCUGGGCUGGAAGUCACAGUGGUGACCACGGAGAGGGCCAAGCAUUUCUACAGCCCGCAGGACAUCCCCGCCACACUCUUCAGUGAUGCCGACGAAUGGGAGAUGUGGAAAGGCCGCGCUGACCCCGUGCUCCACAUCGACCUGCGGAGGUGGGCGGACCUCCUGCUCGUGGCGCCGCUGGACGCCAACACGCUGGGCAAGGUGGCCAGCGGCCUGUGUGACAACCUGCUGACCUGCGUGAUCCGCGCCUGGGACCGCAGCAAGCCGCUCCUCUUCUGCCCCGCCAUGAACACGGCCAUGUGGGAGCACCCCCUCACCGCCCAGCAGGUGGGCCAGCUCAAGGCCUUCGGCUACCAGGAGAUCCCGUGCGUGGCCAAGACGCUCGUGUGCGGAGACCAAGGUCUGGGGGCCAUGGCGGAGGUGGACACCAUCGUGGACAGGGUGCGGGAGGUCAUCGCGCAGCAGGCCGGUGUCCCGCGGGGCUGAAGCGGGGAGGCCGGCGGAACGGACCUGGCUCUCCGCGGCGCGGGCCGGGCCGGGGCAGGUUCAGCC
Messenger RNA from Perognathus longimembris pacificus (Pacific pocket mouse), 858 nucleotides. RefSeq names its product phosphopantothenoylcysteine decarboxylase (gene Ppcdc). Gene Ontology annotation, biological process: coenzyme A biosynthetic process. Gene Ontology annotation, cellular component: phosphopantothenoylcysteine decarboxylase complex. Gene Ontology annotation, molecular function: FMN binding; phosphopantothenoylcysteine decarboxylase activity. The record is from RefSeq and is a predicted model, not a curated record. NCBI's taxonomy places the organism in Eukaryota, Metazoa, Chordata, Mammalia, Rodentia, Heteromyidae.